GCGAGGCGCCGAGCCGGCGUGGACGUCCUUUCUCCUUCCCGCCGCGCUCGCGGUUCGUGUUGCUUACCCUUCGGGGUCCGUGGUUGCUCCUCCGUAUCUUCUGUGGCGCCCUGAGCUGCCCUUGUCGUUGGAGUCGAGGGAAGGACGCAGAAAGACCUAGGAAACCUCGCAAUGGACUCACUGGCCACUGAGGAUGUGGCUGUGAACUUCACCCUGGAGGAGUGGGCUUUAUUGGAUCCUUCACAAAAGAAACUCUACAGAGAUGUGAUGCAGGAAAUCUUUUGGAACCUGACCUCAGUGGGAAAAACAUGGGAAGGUCAUGACAUUGGAGAUCAGUACAAAAGCCAGGUGCAAAAACUAAGAAGUCACAUGGUAGAGAGACUCUCUGAAAGUAAAGAUAGUAGUCUAUGUGGAGAAAACAUCAACCUCAUUCCAACUCUCAAUCUAAACAAGAAAACUCCUGGAUUAAAACCAUGGGAAUGCAGUGCAUGUGCAACAGUCUUCACGGAUCAAUCAUCUCUUAUUAAACACAUGAGCUGUCACAUUGAACAUAAACCAGAAGAGUUUCAAAAAUACGAUGACAAGCUAUAUAAAUGUAAGGAAGGUGGUAAAGCCUCUAAUUAUUUUACUUCCUUCCUAGUGCACAAAAGAAGUCACACUGGAGAGAAACUGUAUGAAUGUAAAACGUGCUCUAAAGCAUUGAGUACUCUCAGUGCUUUUCGGAAACAUGAAAGAACCCACACUGGAGAAAAACCAUAUAAGUGUAAGGAAUGUGGGAAAGCCUUCACAUGGCUCAUAACCUUUCAGAAACACAUGAUUACACACACUGGAGAUGGACUUUAUAAAUGUAAGGAAUGUGAAAAGGUCUUCAUUAGUUCCUAUGCUCUUAAAGUACACCAGAGAAGUCACACUGGAGAGAAACCCCAUCAGUGUAAACAAUGUGGCAAAGCCUUCAGGUAUCACAGUUCUCUUCGAACGCAUGAAAGGUCUCACACUGGAGAGAACCCCUAUCAGUGUAAACAGUGUGGAAAAGCCUUUCGAUGGAAACAAACCUUUCGAGCACAUGAAAAGAGCCACAGAGGAGAGAAACCCUAUGAAUGUAAGCAGUGUGGCAAAGGCUUCGGUUAUUUCAGUUCCUUCCGAUUGCACAUGCUGCAUCACACUGGAGUGAAACCGUAUGCGUGUAAGACAUGUUCUAAAGCACUGAGUAGUCCCCAUUCGCUUCGAAAUCACGAAAGGACCCACACUGGUGAAAAACCCUACGAGUGUAAGGAAUGUGGAAAAGCCUUCACAUGGUAUCAAACCUUGCAAGAUCACAUGAUAACACACACAAGAGAUGGGCCUUAUAAAUGUAAAGAACGUGAGAAAGCCUUCAUUAAUCCCAGUUCUCUUAAAAUACAUGAAAGGAGUCACACUGGAGAGAGACCCUAUCAAUGUAAACAAUGUGGAAAACGCUUUAGAUCUAAAAAAGGUUUCCAACAUCAUGAAAGAAAUCACACUGGAGAAAAACUGUAUGAAUGUAAGGAAAAUGGGAAAGCAUUGAUUUUUACCAGUUCUCUUCAAACAUGUGGACGCUCUCACACAGGAGAGAAACCGUAUGUGUGUAAAACAUGUUCUAAAGUGUUUAGUACUCCCAGACCUCUUCGGGAUCGUGAAGGAACCCACACUGGAGAAAACUCCUGUGAGUGUAACAUAUGUGGGAAAGCCUUCAGUUUCACUUAUGCUCCAGUGCAUGAGAGAACUCACACUGGAGAGAAACCCUAUGAGUGUCACGAAUGUGGAAAAACCUACAUUUGUCUCUCAAGCAUCCGAAGGCACAUGAGAGUGCACACUGGAGAGAAACCGUAUAAAUGUGAAGAAUGUGGGAAAGCCUUCUCUUAUCGCUUUGCUUUACGAAAGCAUGAAAGGAUUCACUAGAUAAAACUUCUUGUUUGUAAACAGCCUGGGAAAGACUUCAAUAGGCCCACAUCAUUACAUAUGAAAACUCCCAUGAAGAAGAAGUGUAAGUGUAACAUGAGACAACUUGAUGGAAAGUAAUCCACGCCUUAUGUUCCAGAAGACCUUCAAUAUGAAAGAGUUGUUUUAAAAGUUUAUAAAUAUGUUGUGUUUAUUAAGGAUCUUAAAGUGCAUCCUUGGGUGGUUGAUUUCUGCUAUUUUCAGGAAUGAAUAUUAAUGUGAGUUAAAUCUGUCAGUUGUCUUUCAACAGUUGUACAUAAGGUUUAAAGGUAGUGAUUUUUUUUGUUUAAUCAAAUAAUGAUUUUUUUUUCUCUUUCUGUUUUGAAGCCUGUUGGAUCCAUGGUUGAAUUAAAGUGUAAUUCUAAUAUGCAGUUAGGCUUAAAUUUUUAUAAUAUUCUAUUUAUUCUCAGAUAAAGGGCCAUAGAAAAUAGCAGUUUGGUAUUUGUUGGGAUUUUCCUACUGGCCUUGGGUGGCAUUUCCCAGAUAUUCUAAUCUUUUAUAUAUAUGGUACCUUUUCUACUGAGAAAGAUCAUUUUUUGGAGGUGGUGGCUUUGGGGCCUUUUUCCAUUUUCCUUUCUGUUUAGACACUUGGAAUCCAUUUUUAUGUAUGACAAGGUUAUCAGAGAGUACACUUUUAUGUAAAUUAUGAUUUUCCCAUUUGCUUUUUGUCUUUCCUUCUGACUGGCAUUUGGUGAAUAGAAUUUGAAUUAAGAGGAGAGACUUGUGAUAGAAGAAAGAAGUCUAGAGUUGCAGAUAUCUUGGGGGAGAGUAUAGCUCAGUGGUAGAGCGCAUGCUUAGCAUACACAAGGUCCUGGGUUCAAUCCUCAGUACCUCCAUUUUAAAAAUAAAAAUAAAUAAACCUAAUUAUCUACCUGCUCCCCCCAAAAUACACUGAAAGAGUUGGAGAUAUCUUGUCUGUGAAUAAGGUUAGGACCUAGAUUUUUCCAGAAUUCACCCCCUAUGUGGUUCAUGUUAGAAUUCACAAAGAGUGCCCCUUGAGUUGGGUUGAAAAGCAGAUGGGGAGGUGUUCUUCAGACUUUGAAGCCACCACACUGGGAGAAGGCAGAUGCAUAGGAGAUUCAAGGACGCCAUCUUCCAGCUUACUUUACAGGUUCAGUACUCUUGUAGUUAAGAGUAUCCUCAACCCACCAACAAAUGGUUGAUUUCCAUUUGCUUAGAGGUGUAGUUUUCCCCUGCUGUCUUCCCAACUUCCACAUCAAAGAUCUGUCUGAGAUUGAAUUUUUCUGUAAGGUUUCUUGUGUGCCCUCGGAAGGUAAUUUGGAGUUUCAUGGUUGGGAGUAUUGCCUGAUUACCCUCUUCUGUAGAUUAUAUCUUUACAUUACCCUCUUCUGUAGGCUAUAUCUUUACAAUGUCUAAUUUGUGUAGGAAACACCUUAUGCCAUUAAUAGUGCUAUUGAGUAUGUUUUCCUGAUUUACUGUGACGUUUACAAUGGUGCAGCCAAAAAGAAUGACACAGGAGCUUGUUUCUCUGCUGUAGUGUGUUGUGGCUGCCUUGACCCGGUCCUUCCAUGUGGGAAUCAGCACCUUCCACGUUCCACAUAUCAGGAAGAUGCUGGGCACUUUCUUUUACUUCUAGCUGAACAUAAUCCCUCUAUGUUUACAAUUAUAUUUGAUUGAAUGUGAUUAAAAGUACAUGUAUUUUUUUAAAUAUGUGAAUUUUUUAAGUAUGUGCAUUUUUGUGAAGCAAAAGUUUCUAUAGUUGUUUCAGAGAAAUAGUUUAUCAACUCUUUUUGAAGCUUACACAUGCUAACAAGUAUUGUGGUUUUCAUUUCCUAAGAGAAUAUAUUAAAAUGCUCAUUAUAAUUAUGGAUAUUCAAAUAAACCUUGCAGUUUUCUUCAUUUAUUCAUUAUAUAUUAUGAGUCAGUAUUAUCAUGGGCAUACAAAUCUGUUUUUCCCUCAGACAAAUUUGAUUUUUUAUUCUUUUUUCAUUGUAACUUUUGUCAUGAAACUAAUUUCUUAUUCACUAGCCCUACCAAAAGCUUAUAGCAGAUUUUUCAGCACCCUCACCAGUGACCCACAGGGUCACACUGGUGGUCAAAGAGGGGAUGCAAUGAAUUCUAAUAAAAAUGACUGCAGACUUUAAAGGGCUGUGAGGUAUAAGAGUAAUGCGCUGCUGAAAUAGACUUCUUAUAGGAUUGUGGCUUUUGUUAGAGGAUGUGGUUGCUAUUUAAGCGAGCUAGACGUUUUUCUGUAUUGAAUGAUGUGAGGAGAUAAAGUUAUCCUCUCAUUGGUGAUCAUAGUUGUUGCUUGCUAGAAGGCAAAAACUAUGAUUUUUAUCUUAAUUAUGUUACUUGUUUCACAUGGCUUUUCAAUUAAUAUUCAAAUUCAUGUAAAUGAGAUGUGGCAUCAUUGAGUCUAUAAA
Molecule: messenger RNA, 4340 nt
Organism: Camelus dromedarius (Arabian camel)
Lineage: Eukaryota; Metazoa; Chordata; Mammalia; Artiodactyla; Camelidae
Product: zinc finger protein 709-like
Exons: 4
Coding region: 172-1917 (581 amino acids)
Biological process (GO): negative regulation of transcription by RNA polymerase II
Molecular function (GO): DNA-binding transcription repressor activity, RNA polymerase II-specific
Source: RefSeq, a predicted model, not a curated record